GAGGUUGCAGGAAUGGGCUGGGAAUUGCUUUUGCUUUCUCUGCUGACCAUCACACUCUCAUCUGAUCUGGGUCAGCACUGAGCUGCCGAGGGAAGGGGAAAAACCUCCCAGACUUCCUGACACCACCAUGUGCUAUGGCAAAUGCGCUCGAUGCAUCGGACAUUGGCUGGCGUGGCUCGCUGUUCUCUGCAUUGUAGCUAAUAUUUUGCUUUACUUUCCCAAUGGGGAAACUAGGUAUGCUUCUGAAAACCAUCUCAGCCGCUUUGUCUGGUUCUUUUCUGGAAUCGUAGGAGGAGGCUUGCUGAUAUUCCUGCCAGCAUUUGUCUUCAUCGGGCUGGAACAGGAAGACUGCUGUGGCUGCUGCGGUCAUGAAAACUGUGGCAAGAGAUGCGCGAUGCUGUCUUCUGUGCUGGCCGCUCUCAUCGGGAUUGCAGGGUCUGGCUACUGCGUCAUUGUGGCAGCCCUGGGCUUAGCAGAGGGACCACGGUGUCUCGAUCACUCUGGCCGGUGGAACUACACCUUUGCCAACACUGAGGGACAGUACCUCCUCAAUAGAUCCACGUGGUCCCAGUGCAUUGAACCCAAGCAUGUUGUGGAGUGGAAUGUCUCUCUGUUUUCUAUUCUCUUGGGACUUGGUGGAAUUGAAUUCAUUUUGUGUCUCAUUCAAGUAAUAAAUGGAGUGCUGGGAGGCAUAUGUGGCUAUUGCUGCUCUCGCCAACAGGUAAGGACCUGUGUGAAAAUCGAUAUGACUGCUAAGAGAUCCACCCCAAGACCGAACCACAGUCUUCCUUUAUUUCAUUGUAAUUUAUAUAUUUUACUUGUAUUAAUUUGUAAAACUUUGUACUAGUGUAUCAUACUCCACAUAUUCUACUUUUAUAAGUGUGCAUAAAGACUGGCAUCUUCAUGUGAUGUCAGUGUUGGAACUUAGCAAAAAAACAUUUUUUUGAAAUGAAAAAAUAAACCACACUUGGGAGGUCAUUCACAGACUGAGUGACGGGUCCUCAGCAUAUCUGAGAUAAACUCUGGCCUAAAGUAAUGUUUUUGAGAAACAUUACAAGGGUAAAUAUCACAUUCCAAUUAGUAUUGUAUAUAUAUAUGUGCAUGCAUUUAUUAAAUGAAAGAUUUCUAGUUGCUUUUUUUUAAGACCAUGAAGGAGAAAAUCCAACAACAUGAAAAGAUGUGUUUUUUUCACUGUUUAUAUGGUGUUUCCCAUUCAUAUGCCUGCAAAUCACUAAGGGGCCUUUUUGAAUUGUUUUGUGUUCUGUGAGAGACAGGGACUUGGUGGGAGAGGGAGACUGACAGAAUGCAUAUACCCAGCCAAAUGAAUGCAUCAAAACAUGCAGUGUGGCUAGGUGCUGGGAGUUCUACCAGAUCCUGAAUUUUCCUAACACAUGGAAGGUUUUUUUGUCCUUCAAAGACAAGCACUAAGGAUCAUGUAUUUAAAAAGGGAAGGGAUGGUUCAUGGACAAGAAGAAAGGUGGGAAACGGAAUAAAGCAGUUGAUCAGCAUCAUGGGAAAAUGGGGAGGAGGAGAAGAAGCCAAAGGGCCCUGAGGAAAUACCCCCAAAACUUGCUUGUUUACAUACAACAAAAUAAAGGAUUCAAUAC
This is a messenger RNA of Manis pentadactyla (Chinese pangolin), 1607 nucleotides long. RefSeq names its product transmembrane 4 L six family member 1 (gene TM4SF1). The transcript has 5 exons. Gene Ontology annotation, cellular component: membrane. Lineage: Eukaryota; Metazoa; Chordata; Mammalia; Pholidota; Manidae. Bases 128 to 847 code for a protein of 239 amino acids. The record is from RefSeq and is a predicted model, not a curated record.